Messenger RNA from Nestor notabilis (Kea), 702 nucleotides. It is a transcript of the gene MITD1, whose product is annotated as MIT, microtubule interacting and transport, domain containing 1. Gene Ontology annotation, biological process: midbody abscission. Lineage: Eukaryota; Metazoa; Chordata; Aves; Psittaciformes; Psittacidae. The annotation marks the transcript as partial. The record is from RefSeq and is a predicted model, not a curated record. Gene Ontology annotation, cellular component: midbody. The transcript has 7 exons.
GAGACGGUGAAGCGGGCGGUAGAGCUGGACGUAGCGUCUCGGUUCCAGGAGUCGCUAGUGUGUUACCAGGAGGGCAUCGACCUCCUGCUGCAGGUGGUGAAAGCCACGAAAGAUGAGGCCAAAAAGCACCGAUACCGGCAGAAAAUAUCCGAGUACAUGACCAGAGCUGAAGACAUUAAGAAACACAUUGAAAAAGAGAAACAAGAUGGCAAAUACCAUAAGCAGAUCAGGAUAGAGGAAAAUGCAACAGGUUUCAGCUAUGAAAAGGUUUUCCAAGAGUACCUUUCUGAGAUUGUUUCCGAGGUUUGGGUGGAGGACCCGUACAUUCGGAGUGUUCAUCAGUUGUAUAACUUCCUGCGGUUCUGCGAGAUGGUAGUUAAGGGGCCAUGCAAAGUGAAAACAAUCCACCUCCUCACUUCCUAUGAUGAAGGUAGUGGGAAGAGUCAGCAGAUAAGUGGCUUGGAUGAAAUACAACAGUCAUUGAGGAAUUAUGGAGUAACACUGAAUAUUGCAUUUUCAUCUUCAAUCCAUGAUCGGGAAAUUAGAUUCAACAAUGGAUGGAUGAUUAAGAUUGGAAGGGGUCUUGAUUAUUUUAAGAAACCACAGGGUCGUUUCAGCAUUGGAUACUGUGAUUUUGACUUGCGACCUUGUCAUGAAACAACAGUGGAUGUCUUUCAUACUAAACAUACAAAGAAAAUGUGA